GUAUAUGAUAAAGCAAUGGGUGAUUUGAAGGGAGACGAAAGAAUUGGUGGUGGUGGUGACGGAUCAAAGAAGCUGAGGAGGCAGAUUCCAAUCCCAUCGAUUUGAUUUCGCCAUGGCCACGCCCUCCGAUCCUUCAAACCAAGAAGGUGUUGUAAGAAGGAGGAACAACGGACCCCCUUUUAAGUUCCUUGUUCCUCUCAUCUAUGCUCCUGUACUCCCUCUCAUUCGUCUAUCGCUGCGCCAUAAACCCGUCUUGAGAGAUCGUUUGUUCGCUGCCGUCUUGGCUGGGGCUUUUGCUCAUGGCUUCUAUCUCGUAACAGAUAUAUAUGAUAUUGAGAGCAAAUGAUUAUGCAGAGCAUGUUUCAGGCAUUUUACAACCUCAGGUCCUCAAUAAAUUCUUUUGACCACUGUUUGGGGCUCGACACCCUGGUAACACCUUAAAUAGAAUAGGUCAAUUUGAACAUGUAUGAUUAUUUUUUUCAAUUAUUUUGGAAGAUUAUUAUGUCAUGUACCCCUUAAGAGUUGCAUCUUGCAUUGCGGAUUUUGCUUUCUAUAGAAUAACUAUGGAAUUUGGAUGUUGUUCUUUGAUCUGUAAGUGUUGUAAAUGCAGAAAAAUUAUCCUGUUUGUCUCUCUUGAUACCAAUGCUAUUUCUCA
Molecule: messenger RNA, 655 nt
Organism: Cajanus cajan (pigeon pea)
Lineage: Eukaryota; Viridiplantae; Streptophyta; Magnoliopsida; Fabales; Fabaceae
Product: SH3/FCH domain protein
Cellular component (GO): chloroplast; respiratory chain complex I
Source: RefSeq, a predicted model, not a curated record